CUCCGUCCUCUCGCCUCCCACCACCAAACCAGAGCGCACGCAGAGAGAGAGAGAGAGAGAGAGAUAUGGAGGGAAGGCUCUCUGCAUCGCUCGGCCUCCCAUGUCCGAGCCCCAACCACCGCCCGAUCCCGUCGGAGUUCGCGACCCUCUUCGCCCACUUCACCUCCCUCGUCGUCUCCCCUCCUCCCUCCCGACGGCCCCCCAAGGCCGCCGCCGCCGCCGCCGCCGCCGCCACCGGCCUCAUCAAUUUCUCCUCCGCCACCCUCUCCCUCGACAACCCUAACCCGCCGCCCCCUCCUCCUAAUUACUCGAAAUGGUUCAAGCCCGCCUCGAGAAACAGCCCCCGAGUGCGGUCCCUCAUGAAGAGCCUCUCCGUCGCCGAGCGGGCCCUCAUCGGCGCCGCCGGGGGCGGGAUCGCCGGCGCGUUCACCUACGUGUGCCUGCACCCGCUCGACACCAUCAAGACCAAGCUCCAGACCAAGGGCGCCUCGGAGCUGUACAAGAACACGCUCGACGCGGUCGUGAAGACGUUCCAAUCGAGAGGUAUCCUGGGGUUCUACAGCGGGGUCUCCGCUGUCAUUGUCGGGUCCACUGCGUCUUCCGCUGUGUACUUCGGUACCUGCGAGUUCGGGAAGUCGGUCUUGUCGAAGAUGGAGGAUUUCCCCGCCGUGCUCAUCCCGCCGACCGCCGGCGCGAUGGGAAACAUCGUGUCUUCUGCUAUCAUGGUGCCCAAAGAAUUGAUUACGCAGAGGAUGCAAGCGGGCGCGAAGGGACGAUCUUGGGAGGUGCUGCUGAGGAUCUUGGAAAAGGAUGGCGUGCUGGGGCUUUAUGCUGGGUAUUCCGCUACCCUGUUGAGGAAUUUGCCUGCGGGUGUUCUGAGUUACUCUUCGUUCGAGUACUUGAAAGCUGCGGUUUUGAGCAAGACCAAGCAGGCCAGCAUGGAGCCCCUGCAGAGCGUUUGCUGCGGGGCGCUCGCCGGCGCCAUAUCCGCGUCGCUGACCACGCCUCUGGACGUGGUUAAGACGAGGCUGAUGACUCAGGUUCGCGCAGAGGCCGCGAGCAAGGUCGGCGCGGUGAUGUACGGCGGGGUUACCGCGAUGGUGAAGCAGAUCUUGAAGGAGGAAGGGCUGGUCGGGUUCACUCGCGGGAUGGGGCCGCGGGUCGUCCACAGCGCGUGUUUCUCUGCGAUCGGUUACUUCGCAUUCGAGACGGCGCGGUUAACCAUUUUGCAUCAGUACCUCAAGCGCAAAGAGUCUCUAGAGCUGGAAGCCGUGGCUCCUUCUUUAGAUUGCUCGUUUUCGCAAUUCCAAUGUAGUUUGCGAAAUUUUUCCCCGGGAAUACAAGAACUAUAAAAGUUUAAUUUACGCCAAUAUCGAAAAUUUGUAUACAGGUUCUGGAGCUGCUAUGUCUUCAUUUCUUCCUGUAAGUUAGUGUAUUCAUUUCUAGCUGGUUGUAAGCAUCUCCAACCUUCUAUUGGGUAUCUGAUCUCUGACCAUUUCAAGCUCUUUCUA
This is a messenger RNA of Syzygium oleosum, 1511 nucleotides long. RefSeq names its product protein MITOFERRINLIKE 1, chloroplastic. The record is from RefSeq and is a predicted model, not a curated record. Gene Ontology annotation, molecular function: S-adenosyl-L-methionine transmembrane transporter activity. Gene Ontology annotation, cellular component: mitochondrial inner membrane. Lineage: Eukaryota; Viridiplantae; Streptophyta; Magnoliopsida; Myrtales; Myrtaceae. The transcript has a single exon. Bases 66 to 1352 code for a protein of 428 amino acids.